This is a messenger RNA of Heterostelium album PN500, 855 nucleotides long. RefSeq lists its product as uncharacterized. Gene Ontology annotation, molecular function: protein binding. NCBI's taxonomy places the organism in Eukaryota, Evosea, Eumycetozoa, Acytosteliales, Acytosteliaceae. The record is from RefSeq and is a predicted model, not a curated record. The transcript has 4 exons. The coding region runs from base 1 to 855 and encodes 284 amino acids.
AUGAUAUUAUUACCAUUUAUUACUGAUACUAGUAAAACAUUUGAAAUAUUUAUUACUUUAAAGAAUAAUAAUGAUAGUAUUAAUAAAGAUACUAAUAGUAGUGAAAGUCAAUCUAUUAUACCUGAUACAACAACAUUAUAUUCAACAACAACAAUAAUGGAAUCAAUAACAACAAUUUGUUAUUAUGAUCAAGAUCAUAUCUAUUUAAUUAAUGGUCACAUUAUAAAGAAUAGAAUUGAUCGAUUCAACAUCAAGACAAUGAAAUUUGAAUCAUAUCAUCAAUUACCUGUUGGAUAUGGUCAUCAAGUAUCAUCAAUGAUCUUCAAAGGUUCAUUAUAUUCUGUAUCAUACUAUCAAAAUAAGCUAUUUCAAUUCGAUUUAACAAAUAGAACGAUAACAGAUCAUCAAAUUGACUUUACACCAUUCACAGCAUGUCAUGAUAACAAUGGAAAUUUCUUUUGUAAAUUAUUACAAAUUAUUGCAAAUUAUUGCAAAAUAUUACUUAGAAUGAGUACCACUAAAGAAUGUCCAUUUUGUAAUGAAAACAUCACUUUAAGAGUCUAUGACAGACAUGUAAUACCUUGUUAUUGCAAGUAUUGUGAUUCUAAUAGUCUAAUUAGAGAUUGUACCUGUAAGAGCUGUAAUGAAUCACGUCCACAUCCAACUUCAGCCCCUCUUUAUCAUAAUACUAUUUCUUCAUCAAAUAUUACAUCAUCAGCAACACCACAAUCACCAUCAUCUACAUCACAAUCACCAGUACCACCACUAGUCCCAGUACUACUACCACCAACCUCAAGUCGCACCCGUAAUGAUAACAAGACAUGGAGAACUCCAAGACAACAAAAGAGAAGUUGA